GUAGUAAAAGUGGUUGAAAGAGAUCAUUGGGAAAUGAAAUAAUCCUAUGCAUAGUCAGUGGGCUGGCUAUAAUCAGGCUUUUAGGGGACUUGGUUUAGGGUGGCUGGGUUUUAUGCAUGUCUCUAUUGGACUGAGAUACCGUGUAAAAAAAAUACAGCGGUGAAAAUAUUCGGGUGCAAAAAAAUCAGCACCGACGUAGCUUGUUUUGUAUUGGAAUAAUAAGUAUAAAAAGGUUGAUAUUUUGGUGGGGUAUGGGUAUGUGAAAAAUACUCAAGUGGCUUCAAAUCUGCUGAUUGGAUAGGAAUAUAGAUAGAUGUGAAUAUUGAAUGGAUUAUAUCUGCACUGUGGUUGGAUUUGUGUGAACAAACAUGGUUCUUCAUUGAUGUAAAUCUGAAGUUGGGGAAAUAAAAAUAUAUUUCUAGUAUUGAAGUAGUUUUAAAAAAUGUGAAGAAGUUAGAUACACACACAAGAUCAUAACAGUAAAAAGGAAGCCUGUUGGAAAUAAAAUCCGAAUAAGAAUUUUAAUUACCUUAAAUAUACAAAAUAAUUAAAAUUAAAAAAAGUGUUAUUUGCACAUUAUGAACAUGGGCAGAAAUUAUUGUGACAUAAAAAUUAUGUACAAAUUGUCACAUAACCAACAGAACCAUUUGACUUUUUUGUUUUAAUACAAUAUUUAAAUAUAUGUAGUACUCUGAACGUAUUAUUUCGAAAUGUACCAAAAUAAAUAUAUGCAUAACCAUGAAGCAUGUGGGAUAAGACUAUUGUGUUUCAAGACAAUAAUGAGUUAAAGUUCCAAAGGUUGUUGUGAAAAAUUAACUGUAUAGUUUAUUUUCUCAUGAAAGUGUGAAUACAAUUAUCAAAGAGAAAUUGAAUCUUUGGAGUGAGUAUGGGGAAACGAAAAAUGCGCCUUUAUAUCAGCAGGCGCAAAAAAGGGAGCAAGAAUAGUGACAAAGGUGACCUUGAUUUUGACCCCCAGAAAAUGAACGGUACCCUGCAAGAUGGAGAGAUACUGUGCUCUUGUUCACCUGCGUCAAAGUGUGAUCAGCGGGACUCCUGCCAAACCAAGCAUGGGUGCUUCAAGGCAUUUAAGCUAGAACAUGGCUACAAGCAAGUGACGCUGGGCUGUAAUGCUGCACAGUUUCACCAGUUAGCCAUGUGCAAUACCGAGUACAAGUCGUACACAGCUGUGGCCUGCUGCAACAACUACACUCGAUGUAACAGUGACCUCAACCCACAGCCUGUGCCACAAACUGUUGUGCCUGCACUGCCAAGCGUUCGCAGUGAGAGCCUCAAGCUGAUCCUAGCAGUGUGCGUGCCAGUGAUGGCGCUGUUCCUGCUGCUGUGGGCACUGUGGCUGGCCUGUCGCUACUACCACAAAUGGAGGGCUGGGUCAGGCCUAACCAAGGACCAGUGCCUACUGAGGGAUGGGGAGUUGAGGUCAGAGGCCAUGGGAGAUGGUUCACUCAGGGAGCUGAUAGAUGAGUCAUGCACCAGUGGGUCCGGGUCGGGACUGCCUGUGCUCGUUCAACAGACCGUGGCCAGACAGGUACAGCUGCUGGAGUGCAUAGGCAAGGGUCACUAUGGUGAUGUUUGGAAGGGUAAAUACCAUGGAGAGAUCGUGGCAGUGAAGGUGUUCAUGACACACGACGAGGCGAGCUGGCGUAGAGAGACCGAGAUCUACAACACCUGCCUGCUCAGGCAUGACAACAUACUGGGCUUCUAUGCCAGUGACAUUACCUCACGUAACUCAUGCAGCCAGAUGUGGCUCAUCAUGCACUACCACCCAGACGGCUCCCUGUACGACCACCUCCAGUACAACGCCCUUGACCACGAGGCCAUGCUGAGACUGCUCCAUAGUGCCUGUGCUGGCCUGGUCCAUCUGCAUACAGAAAUUCUCGGCAACAAGGGUAAGCCUGCCAUUGCUCACCGAGACAUAAAGUCGAAGAAUAUCCUGGUUAAACGUGAUGGCACAUCAUGCAUCGCUGACCUGGGAUUGGCUGUCCUGCACAAAUGUGAAAACAACUCCCUUAAUCUAGGUGCCAACAACAAGGUGGGCACGAAGCGUUACAUGGCCCCAGAGCUGCUGGAUGAGACACUGAACCCCAAAGUGUUUGAGAGCUUCAAGUGUGUCGACAUCUACGCAUUCUCACUGGUCAUGUGGGAGGCAGCGCGACGGUGUUACUCUCAAGGAAUGGUUGAAGAAUACAAAGUACCCUUUUGGGAUGUGGUGCCAUCCAACCCAUCAUUUGAGGACAUGCGCAAGGUGGUGGUGGUAGAACAUCAGAGACCUAUUCUCCCUAACAGAUGGGCCUCAGAUUCUAUUUUGGCGCCCCUGUCUCGCGUAAUACGAGAGUGCUGGAACCAGAAGCCAAAGGCGCGGUUAACGGUCCUCAGGUUGAAAAAGACUCUGCGGAAACUUUGGGAGGACGCUCAAGACGAGAAAUUCAUUGACAAGAGCUCGCUACGUGAUAAGAUCAACUCAGAUCAAAUCAUUGAGAAAAUAGUUGAGGUUUGAUAAAGGAUUUUUAAAGUAUCAACUUGUUUUGAAGGAAUUGAUUGCGUAAUUAGAAGUGAUGUUUGAAAGUGUUUCAUUUGAAAUGAUCAAGGCAAAGGAAUCGAUUCCGAAAAAAUGGAUUGUUGGUUAAUAGUGUAUAUUCAAACAGAUGAAAUGUUGAAAUUUAUGAGUUUAUCGAUACGUGUUUGGUAUUAGAAAGCAUAUCUUUUAAGUGAUCAAUUUUGUAAUAUUGAUUCUAAACACAAUUUUUUGGUUGAAAGGAGUGUCAAUUUAAUCAGAUGAAAUCUGAUAGAUUUAUUGAGAAGUUUAUGUUGUUUGACAACAAUUGUUUAUAGAUCAACCUUCAAGAAAUCAAAUGAAGACAAAUUGUUGUUGAAAGGGUGUACUUUAAAUAGAUGAAAUCUGGUGAAUUUGUAGAGAAAGUUUUGGUGUUACACUCAGCAAGAACGUGUGGGACUGAUUUCAAUGAGAUAGGUUCAGAUGAGGUCAGUUUAUGUGUCUCAACACAAAUGGACAAAAACGGAUCAAUUCAUUGAGAAAAUCGUUGCUGUGUGACAAUAUCAUCAUUGUUUUAUAGAGUUUCUAUAUGUUGAUUAAAUGCAUGGAACUGACAAUUGACGUGAGGACAAUUUGGAACAGUUCAGGGCUUGUAACAGAUAAUGGUUUCGGACAAUGCAUAAUUGAGGACCAAUGAACUGUACAUUUAUGAUAGAGGUUUGUGUGAGUUGUGGUCAGUAUACAUGAUUCCUCAGGAAUAUAUGAGCCGCGCUCCCUGAAAGGGGGUUUAAUGCAUGUGCGUAGUGUUUGCACAGGCUAUUCAUGGACGACCCUUUCUGCUUUUAUUGUAUUUUCGUGACGAAAAUCCAGUUUAGGCGGAAAGUGUCGUCUCUGAUAAGCCUGUGCUCAUAAUCUGGGACAACACUUUACACACAUGCAUUUAAACACCAUUUGUACAGAUGGCGGCCCAUAUCAAUUCAAGGUAAAUUUGGGUGUGCAUUUUUGGGUCAUAGUUACUAUGCAAAAUCUAUUAUUUCUGUUCAUAAAUGGGAACAGUAUAAAACAUGUAAGCAAUACUGUAGUUUACAUUUUAAUGUUUGCUGUUCAGUUCUAUACAUGACUGAAGACUUAAGGAAUUUACUGCAUGACACUUGACCAUAUACUGACCAUUAUCUGGCCAGUCUGUGACACUUGACCAUUCUCUGGCCAGUCUGCGACACUUGACCAUAUACUGACCAUUCUCUGGCCAGUCUGGGACACUUAAGCAUAUACUGACCAUUCUAUGGCCAGUCUGUGACACUUGACCAUAUACUGGCCAUUCUCUGGCCAGUCUGUGACACUUGACCAUAUACUGACCAUUCUUUGGCCAGUCUGGGGCACUUGACCAUAUACUGACCAUUCUCUGGCCAGUCUGGGACACUUGACCAUAUACUGACCAUUCUCUGGCCAUUCUGUGACACUUGACCAUAUACUGACCAUUCUAUGGCUAGUCUGGGACACUUGACCAUAUACUGACUAUUCUCUGGCCAGUCUGUGACACUUGACCAUAUACUGACCAUUCUUUGGCUAGUCUGGAUAUCUUGUGAAAACUGAAAUAAUUAUUUUUAUUUGCAAUCUUUGGAACUUUAUAUACUUAUGUCAUUAAGAUAAUCAUUGGUUGUGUAAAAUGAACUUUGACAUUUAUAUUGUAAAUAUAUCAUAAUCAUUGGUUGUGUAAAAUUAACUUUUACAUUUAUAUUGUAAAGAUAUCAAUCAGUUGUGUGUAAAAUACAUGUAAAUAAAACAGUUGUACAUAUCUUGUUAUAUUUUAGUGUCAUGGUGCAUAUUAUUCUUGUCAUUGUCAAAUUAGAUUGUGUUAUUUCUUUUGUAAUAAGUUUCUUUUUGAACAAUAUAUUUAACCCUUUCCCACUCAAAAGGAAAGUGAAAAUGACUAUGUGCAAACAGCAUAAAACCGGAACAGCCUGCGAGUGACUCGCAGUCUGUUCAGGUUCUAUGCUGUUUGCUGCUCAUCAGCAUCUAAGGGUUGGAAAUGAAGCCUUAAGAACUUAAAUCUAGUAAGAAAGGUCUUUAAUUAAAUUUAACUUUCUUAGGCACAACAAAUGCAUUAAAAUAAGUUUGAUGGUGGUAGAGAGUUAAGAUUUUAAUUAACCUGUUUAUGCCUAGCGUCUAGAAAAAAGGCCUUGGCAAACAGCGUAGACCCAGAUGAGACGCCGCAUGAUGCGGCGUCUCAUCUGUGUCUCCGCUGUUUGCUUAAAGUAAUUUCUGUAAGAAAUAUUCUAAAUAUAAAAAUAAGUAUACUAGACAUCCCUAAUUUUGGAAAUACAUUGAUCCAAUUUAGAAGGAAGGGAGUGUCUACUAGGCAUAAAUGGGUUAACCCCCUGAGGAUCUUUGACAUUUAGGAGACUUUAUAUUUACCAUCCGUCCUUUCUGUCUGUCCAUGUGAAUAACUGGGCCCUGUGAUGUCUAAAACAAACAAUGAAUGUUGGUCAUGCAGAAAAGUUUUGCUCUGUGAUGGCUCAUAUGGUGUCGGUAUAAAGGCUUGAUGUUUAUUUUCCCCUACCGGUUUCACCGGAGGGGACUUAUGGUUUGCGCUCUGUGCGUCUGUCAGUCCGUCAGUCUGUCUGUCACACUUUUCUGGAUCCUGCGAUAACUUUAAAAGUUCGUAAUAUUUUUUCAUGAAACUUGAAACAUGGAUAGAUGGCAAUAUGGACAUUAUGCAGGUCAUUUAAUUGUGUUCCUUUUUCAAUAAUUCUGGUUGCUAUGGCAACAAAUAUAUAUAUAUAUAUAUAAAUACUGACAAUGGUGGAGUUUCACCGGUAGGGGACAAUAUUGCUUGGCAAUAGUCUUGUUACAUUUGGAAUGCUCAUUUUCGCUAUUAUCGCUUAUGUAUCAUGUUAUGACUAAGUCAUGAUUACAUUCAUUGUACGCAUCAUAUUAGGGUCUGUGGUGUCUCAUUGUUUUUAAACAGACCCAUUAUUUAGAUUAUUCUGCUUUCAUUAACAUUUCGGCAUAGCGCCUUUAUUACACUGUUUCCUUUAAUUUGACAUCUUUUGACAGCACGUUUUAAAAAAAUAAAGUAAAUGUUUAUGAAAGUCAAAGGACGUUGCACAUGAUGACGUCAUGAACAACAUUAUUUGGCUCCUAAAAAAACAUUAAAAUACGCCAAAAAUGAAUUAAAUAAAAGAUGUACCGGUAGUUAAUAGAGUUUUUCAAAAGUUUUGAUAAAGGUGCAAUGCCCAAACAUCAAUGAAAGGAGUAUAGUCAAAGGAUGAAUUAUUAUUUAAUAUCUCUUAGGAUAAUAACUCUGAAACCUAUUCUUUUUAGCUCGGCUGUUUUCGGAGAAAACCCGAGGUAUUGUCAUAGCCAGCUCUUCAUCCGCCGUCCGCAUCAUGCUAAAACCUUGACAUUGGCUCUAAAAUCAAAGUGCUUCUACCUACAACUUUGAAACUUCAUAUGUAGCUGCACCUUUAUGAGUUCUACAUGUCACACCCAUUUUUGGGGUCACUAGGUCAAAGGUCAAGGUCACCCACAGCCGAGCGUUGGCACCUGCUAUGCGGUGCUCUUGUUUAAGGCUCUUACCUUGGUGGCUGUGCCCAUCUUGUAUGUGUGAUCUAGUGUUAAAAAAGCCACCAUAAAUAUUAUUUAAUAAUUGUAGAUCUGAUGGUUUAAUGUGUAAUUCUUUUUAUUGUGUUAUUUCUAUAGUUGAUUUGUAUAUAUUUAUGACGUGAAUAAAGUGCAAGAAGUGGUAA
Molecule: messenger RNA, 6261 nt
Organism: Dreissena polymorpha
Lineage: Eukaryota; Metazoa; Mollusca; Bivalvia; Myida; Dreissenidae
Product: activin receptor type-1-like
Exons: 11
Coding region: 887-2515 (542 amino acids)
Biological process (GO): dorsal/ventral pattern formation; BMP signaling pathway; cellular response to growth factor stimulus
Cellular component (GO): plasma membrane; signaling receptor complex
Molecular function (GO): transforming growth factor beta receptor activity, type I; ATP binding; metal ion binding
Source: RefSeq, a predicted model, not a curated record